ACCGCAUAUAUAUUGAGAUAUAUCUCUUGAGAGAUAUUUUCACUGUUCUAGUUCGCCAUGGCUUGCUUAUCCAGCCACUGCAUAAGCGGAGCACUGGUUUUUGCUUCUCUUUCCAGCAAUAUUGACGACUCUCCACCUCCACAGUCCAACACCGCACGUCCUCAUAAUAACAAAAACAACCCUCCAAUUCCUACUACUAAAUCAAAAAUCAGAACGAAACGCCGCCAAUCCAAACUUCAACAGCAGCUUUCCCUUAUCCAGAUUGAACGUGCGGUUGGCGCCGGCAGCUAUCGCGAUUCUGAACCCACGGGCUCGGACCAGUGGGAUAGGGACUCUAUUUUUAAGGGUCUGUCGCCGAAUUCUGGUGGUGCAUUGGAGGGACCGUUGGAGAAGAAGCUGCGAGAGACAGGAGAGUGGAUUGUCGAUAAAACGGAGGGACAAUUUCGUUCUUCUGGUAAAAAAAUUUUGAUGUUUUUCUUUCAGUGGGUUCUGCCAAUUUACAUUUUCAUGUUUCUAGUGACUUCAGGAGUUGUGAAGCUACCCUUCAGCACACCCCUACUUGAAGAUCUUCUCAUGUGAAAAUGUUAAAUAUCUGUUGAAAUCUAUAAUCAGAUUAUAGUUGCUUCCUCCCUGUUGAUGCAAAUAACAGCCCAUUUACCUUACAAGAAUCAUCCUCUCAGUGUAAUCAAUUUGAAAUGCAAAAAACAGCAGAGCACAAAGAUUCCCAGGAAAGUGGGUGCAUCAAUCACCAAAAUUCUGUAACAGAAUAACAUUGUAAGUUUAGAUAAUUGAGCUAAGCAUGUAAUAUUCUACAAGUUAAUUGUAUAUUUGCAUUAUACCUUACAUAUCUAUGCUGCAAAUAACCUUUUCCUGUUUAUGCUA
This is a messenger RNA of Hevea brasiliensis (rubber tree), 882 nucleotides long. Its product is annotated as probable NAD(P)H dehydrogenase subunit CRR3, chloroplastic. Lineage: Eukaryota; Viridiplantae; Streptophyta; Magnoliopsida; Malpighiales; Euphorbiaceae. Gene Ontology annotation, biological process: photosynthetic electron transport in photosystem I. Gene Ontology annotation, cellular component: NAD(P)H dehydrogenase complex (plastoquinone); chloroplast thylakoid membrane. The coding region runs from base 58 to 579 and encodes 173 amino acids. The record is from RefSeq and is a predicted model, not a curated record. The transcript has 3 exons.